AUGUCUUCCAUGAAUCUGUCUUCGCGACCCAAGCAGCCUUACGUCUCAGUCUCGUGCCCGUACACUACAUGUCGUGCAUCCAUCGAAUAUCUGCCACCGUCCAAUGCCGAUCUCGCCGCGCUGCCGUCGCACGAGACGUCGUUCACCGUGACAUGCUGCAGCUGCAGCAAGCAGUUCGAACCUGCUGGAGCCACCAAGAUGGUGCGCGAAGCUCGCAAAUCUGGCGGCAAGGAUGUCGCACGCAAACGACGCAUAGGUACCGACGAGAACCCACUCGAUAUGACCUACUACGACAUUCUCGGUGUGCCCGCCACAGCAACGUUGGAAGAGAUCAAAAAGGCGUAUCGCAAACUUGCCAUCAAGCUGCAUCCGGAUAAGAAUCCUAACGACGCAGAGGUGGAGGAAAAGUUCAAGGCAUUGGCCACGGCGUAUCACGUUUUGUCAGACGCCGAGUUGAGGCACAAGUACAACGAGUUUGGUGCCAGCACACCUGGUCUCACGCCCGAGGACGGGUUCGUUGAUCCAGAGGAGGUGUUCGGAUCGCUCUUUGGCGGUGAACGCUUCGCAGACAUUAUUGGAACUAUCUCCAUUGGCAAAGACAUGAAAGAGGCUUUGCAACAAGAUUCGGACGACUUGGAACGACAGGCGAACGGCGAUGAUCCCGGUGCUUUGAACACAGAGAAUCCAGGAGGUUCGGCUUCUAGCAAGCCCACGUUGACGCCCGAGCAAAAAGCAGCCAAAGAGGAGAAAGAACGCAAACAAGCCGCCGAACGCGAAAAGCAACGUCAAGAACGCGUCUCGAAACUGGUCGAGAAACUCAUCCGCAAGCUCAGCAUCUACACCGAAAGCGUACGCAACGCCAACGAUCCGGUCCUGGAAAAGGAAGUGGAAAAGUCAUUCCGCGAGAUCACGCGGCUAGAAGCCGAGGAGCUCAAGCAUGAAUCAUACGGAGUCGAGCUGCUCAACGCGGUAGGCUUUGUAUAUUCCGCCAAGUCCAAGCACUACCUUGCGAGUACAGGCUUCUUGGGUUCGUUUGGAGGCGUCUUUCACUCGGCUGCAUCCAGCAUCCACGUGGUGAGGGAGACGGUAUCCACCGUAAGAGCUGCGCUUGAGUUGAAAAACGUGUUUGAAGAGUUGGCCAAGGCCGAAGACGCCGGUAUCACGGUGGAGCGCAAGAGGGAGUUGGAAGAGCAGGCGGCCGAGAAGGGCAUGCGUGCACUGUUCAAGGGCGCCAAAUUGGAGGUGGAGAGUGUCAUCAGGGAGGUCAGCGAGGCUGUGCUGUACGACUCGUCGAUCGGAAAGGAGACCCAGAGGUUGAGAGCGCAAGCCUUGGGAAUCGUAGGAGAUAUCUACAUGGGCAUUAAAAAGGACAAGCACGGUGCUAACGCCGAUGCCAACCCAAACGACGCACCAGUCGACGAUUUCGUAAAGGUCGACACCAAAGCUUCCAAGGAUCGAGACCAGAAACAACAGCAAAAAGAGCCCCCUCAACCUUGGUGA
Messenger RNA from Mycosarcoma maydis (corn smut), 1500 nucleotides. RefSeq lists its product as uncharacterized. Bases 1 to 1500 code for a protein of 499 amino acids. The record is from RefSeq and is a predicted model, not a curated record. NCBI's taxonomy places the organism in Eukaryota, Fungi, Basidiomycota, Ustilaginomycetes, Ustilaginales. The transcript has a single exon.